Erinaceus europaeus (western European hedgehog) is the source of this 1647-nucleotide messenger RNA. RefSeq names its product MPN domain containing (gene MPND). Bases 124 to 1575 code for a protein of 483 amino acids. Gene Ontology annotation, biological process: double-strand break repair. The record is from RefSeq and is a predicted model, not a curated record. Lineage: Eukaryota; Metazoa; Chordata; Mammalia; Eulipotyphla; Erinaceidae. Gene Ontology annotation, cellular component: BRISC complex; BRCA1-A complex. Gene Ontology annotation, molecular function: polyubiquitin modification-dependent protein binding; metallopeptidase activity. The transcript has 13 exons.
CCCUUCAGCCGCCCCCCCCCCCCCCAUGGCGGCCAAUGGCCAGGCGGGGCCCCCCCCCUUUGGAGGCGGAGCCGGGUCACGUGCUGGGAAGAAAGGGCUGGCGGCCCGCGGGGCGUAGCGGCCAUGGCAGCUCCAGAGUCGCUGUCCCCGGCGGGCGGCGCGGGGGAGGAGGCGCCAGAUGAAGAUGAGGACGAGGCGGAAGCUGAGGACCCCGAGAGGCCGGCGGGAGGGGCCGGCGUCCGCGGUGGAGGCGGCGCGCUGGGGCCCGGGGCUGGGGCCGGGCUGGGGGGCUGCGGCGGUCCCGGGGGCGCGCUCACGCGGCGCGCGGUCACGCUGCGGGUCCUUCUCAAAGACGCGCUACUGGAGCCUGGAGUCGGGGUGCUAUCCAUCUACUACCUGGGAAAGAAGUUCCUGGGGGAUCUGCAGCCCGACGGGAGGAUCGUGUGGCAGGAGACGGGGCAGGUGUUCAACUCCCCCAGCGCCUGGGCCACGCACUGCAAGAAGCUGGUGAACCCCGCCAAGAAGUCGGGGUGCGGCUGGGCCUCUGUCAAGUAUAAAGGUCAGAAGCUGGACAAAUACAAGGCUGCCUGGCUGCAGCGACACCAGCUUCACAUGCCCACAGCCGCCGCUGAUGAGAGCCCUGCCAGCGAAGGGGAGGAGGAGGAGCUGGUGAUGGAGGAGGAGGAGGAAGAGCUCGUAGCAGAGGACAAGAGCCGCAGAGCCCCAGGGAAGGGCCCCUCGGAGUCUGCGCACCUGGAGGCUUCCAAACUCCGGGUGCCCAUCCGCUACUGUAUGUUGGGGAGCCGAGACUCGGCCAGGAACCCCCACACGCUGGUGGAGGUGACCUCCUUCUCUGCCAUUAACAAGUUCCAGCCGUUCAACGUGGCUGUUUCCAGCAAUGUGCUCUUCCUGCUGGACUUCCACAGCCACCUGACGCGCAGCGAGGUCGUGGGGUACCUGGGGGGCCGCUGGGACACCAACAGCCAGAUGCUCACAGUGCUGAGAGCUUUCCCCUGUCGGAGCCGGCUGGGCGACGCGGAGACGGCAGCUGCCACAGAAGAGGAGAUCUACCAGAGCCUGCUCCUGCGCGGCCUGUCCCUGGUGGGCUGGUACCACAGCCACCCACACAGCCCGGCGCUGCCGUCGCUGCAGGACCUGGACGCGCAGAUGGACUACCAGCUGCGGCUGCAAGGCUCCAGCAACGGCUUCCAGCCCUGCCUGGCACUGCUGUGCUCUCCUUACUAUUCCGGCAACCCAGGCCCGGAGUCCAAGAUCGCGCCCUUCUGGGUGAUGCCGCCCCCGGAGCAAAGGCCGAGCGACUACGGCAUCCCCAUGGACGUGGAGAUGGCCUACGUGCAGGACAACUUCCUGACCAACGACAUCCUGCAUGAGAUGAUGCUGCUGGUUGAGUUCUACAAGGGCGCCCCCGACUUGGUGCAUUUCCAGGAGGCCUGGAGCCCGGAGCACAGCUACCUAGACAAGCUGAAGAUCUCGCUGGCUAGCCGGACACCCAAGGACCAGGGGGUGUGCCCGAUGCUGGAACAGGUGUUCGGCGUCCUCAAGCAGGGGAGCUGAGCCCGGCCUCCCGAGGAUCCCCCUGUGCUCGGAGGCUGCGUUCCACACAAUAAAGCCGCCCCACGAACGGCC